GCUCUGGAGACUGCUCAACAGCCUCUGUCUGACUUCAAGCCCCGCUUCUCCCAAGUCUGUCCACCCUUUCUCCUUCUCAACUCAUCGUUGCCUCUCCUCAAGCCCAAUCCAGACUGCUGGGCCCUUUCGUUACUCCACCCACUUACCGCCCCGCCCCCUCCCCUUGGCUUUACGUCCUGACCCUACCGUCUCCUCGCGAUCUCUCUUCCACAGCCCAGCUAAAUUAUUCCCGGCUCUGACCUCCCCAGCUCCGCCCGUGUCCCCGCUGACCCCUUCCAGGUCCCUCCCUCCCUGCGCUGACCCCGCCCGCUGACCUCUCCCCGGCCGUUGGCCUCGUCCACGAUCUGCACGAAGCGGUCGAUCUGCUCGGGGGCCGGCGGACAGAAGUCUGGGAUGCGCAGCCGGUGCAGAACUAUUCCAGCACAUCAAGACUUCAUGUUGGGAUAUUGCGGGGUGGUGCCUUAUACCAGAAGCUAUGGUUAUGGGAGCUGGAGAUGGGGAAGGAACUGCGGGCCAGGCUUUGGUUUUUUGCAAAGCUAUUCAAUAAAGGCAGGUGAGAGCAGAAUCAGAGAAGAGGGAGCACUCAAUGAGUUGAUACUUUGGAUCUCUGCAAUCUGAGGUGUUUGUCUGGCCUACUGGGGCUUUAAAUCAGGGAGAAACCAAAGCGCCAUGAUGUCUAGAAAAGCUGCGAUCCUUUGGUAUGUUUAUUGGAUUACGGCAAGCUGUAAGAGGAGAGGACUCCCAAGCAAACAUCUGAGACAUGUCCAAAAAGACCUUUGUGUUCCCCAAAGAGUCAAAUAGUUCCUUUGUGACUCUGACUGCACAGCUAAGGAGGCCAUUCACAGCCUUCACCGUGUGCCUACGCGUCUAUACCGACCUGACUCGUGCUUAUAGCCUCUUCUCUUAUGCCACAAGGGCGCAAUAUAAUGAGAUCCUCCUCUUCAGGAGCAAGAAUGGAAUAUACAGUGUAACUGUGAGUGGAACUGACAUCAUCUUCAAGCCUCCUGAACGUUCUGCACCAAUGCACUUCUGUAUGACCUGGGAGUCCUCCUCAGGGAUUGCAGAGCUCUGGGUAGAUGGGAAACCCAUGGUGAGGAAAAAGAGGGGAUAUUAUCUGGGGACAGAAGCAAGCAUCAUCCUGGGGCAGGAGCAGGAUUCCUUUGCUGGAGGCUUUGAUAAAAACCAGUCUUUGGUGGGAGACAUUGGAGAUGUGAACAUGUGGGACUUUGUGCUGUCACCAGAUGAGAUUAGCACUGUCUGUGCUGGUGGGACCUUCAGUCCUAACAUCCUGGACUGGCGGGCACUGAAUUAUACAGUGCAUGGUGAAGUGUUCACCAAGCCCCAGCUGUGGUCCUGAGGCCUUUUUGUUGCAUCCUGAUGUUGCCUUUUGGGGAUUACACCUUACAUUUCCCUUG
Diceros bicornis minor is the source of this 1415-nucleotide messenger RNA. Its product is annotated as C-reactive protein-like. Gene Ontology annotation, biological process: innate immune response. Gene Ontology annotation, molecular function: low-density lipoprotein particle binding; complement component C1q complex binding. Lineage: Eukaryota; Metazoa; Chordata; Mammalia; Perissodactyla; Rhinocerotidae. The record is from RefSeq and is a predicted model, not a curated record.